Messenger RNA from Malurus melanocephalus (red-backed fairy wren), 3831 nucleotides. RefSeq names its product NAC alpha domain containing (gene NACAD). Bases 2 to 3709 code for a protein of 1235 amino acids. The transcript has 9 exons. Lineage: Eukaryota; Metazoa; Chordata; Aves; Passeriformes; Maluridae. Gene Ontology annotation, biological process: protein targeting to membrane. Gene Ontology annotation, cellular component: nascent polypeptide-associated complex; cytoplasm. The record is from RefSeq and is a predicted model, not a curated record.
GAUGCCCGCGACCCCCCUGCCGAUGCCGGCCAAGGAGGAGGCUCGCCCCCCGCCCGAGGGGGCCAGCUGUGACCCCGGCCCCGCCGCCGCCGCCCCCCCCGGCUCUCCCUGCCGGCCCCCCCCUUCCGCGGACCCGCUGGACACCCGCAUCGUGAUGGGGGAGGAGACGCGCUGCCCCCCGCCCGAGCCGCGGGGAGGACCCCCCGUGCCUUGCCCCUUCCCCGCGCCCCCUAAGGAGCCCCCCCCGGGCCGCCCCCCCUCGCUGGACCCCGAGCUGUUCUUCACGGCCCCCUCGACGCCGGUGCGGGCRGGGGGAGCGCGGCCGCCCCCCCCGGAGGAGCAGACGGACGGGGACAGCGAGGGGCUGUGCUCGCCCCCCACGUCCCCCUCGGGCUCCUACAUGACGGCCGAGGGCGGCAGCUGGGGCUCCUCGGGCACCGCCAGCACCUCCCCGUCCUGCUCCCCCAACCUGGCGGCCGAAGCCGAAGGCCUGGGCGAGGCUGAGGGUGAGGCCGAAGGUUUGGGGGGGAGCCUGGUGCUGCCCCCCGGCCUGGGGGACCCCCCGGCCUUCCCCCCCCUGUCCCCCGAGGAGGAGGAUGAUGAUGAUGAUGAUGAUGACGAUGAUGAUGAUGACGGUUCCUUCGCCCCGCUGGGCUUAGCGGAUGAUGAUGAUGAUGAUGAGGACGGGCAGACGCCGGAGGAGGAAGAUGAGGAUGAGGGCAGGGGCUCGAGGCUGAUCCCGGCGGCGCUGCUCCCGCUCCGCGUCAGCCUCCUCUUCGAGGCAGAGGCAGUGGAGAUUUCGCCCCGGGCCCCCACCGGGGAGGAGGAGGAGGACGAAGGCAGCACCUCGGCGUCCUUCCUGCACUCGCUGUCCGAGAGCUCCAUCCCCGAGGGGGGGGACGAGGCCUUUGCCUUCCGCGAUGACACCGACGCCUCCUCGGACUCGGCCGCCUACGACGGGGACGAGGACGAGCGGCUCUACGGCACCGAGAGGCACGCGCGGAACCCGGGCACGCCACCGGGGACCCCGCCGGUGCCCUGCGGCCCUGCUGGCGUAGAGCUCCAUCUCCAUGCCGGGUCCCCGUGUCGCCCCCCCGCCCAGGACACAGCUCCCGGAUCCUUGGGAACACUGCUUGCACUCCCUGGAGGGGACGCAGAACUGGACGGCAACGCCUCUGUCACCGUCACGGGGGGGUGGCACCCGCCGGAGCCCCCCGAGGAGAUGGCAGCGACAGAAGUCUCUGGAGCAGCGCUGGGACAGGGACCUUGCCCAGAGCUGGCAGUGAUGGGGCAUGUCCCACAGCCCCCCGGGCUCUGUGCUGGGGAYCCCCAGAGCCACCAGCUGGGUGGGGCCAAUGGGGAGCCUCAGGACGGCCCUGGGCGUGACAGUGAUGGUGACAAUGACCUUGAGCUCAGCACUGGCACAGCAGGGAGCCUUGAUGGCCACAGCGAGCUGGACUCUGCAGCCACCGGCUUGGGGACAUCGGUGACACCAACCCCUCUGGAUGAGAUGGAUAGUGUGGCCACAGAUGUGGUGAUGCCAUUGACACCCAGCUUGAUGGACACUGGGGACACUGACCUGGUGACACCAGUGAUAUCAGCGCCACUGGAUGAGAUGGACACUGCAGCCACCAGCCCAGUGAUACCCAGCCCGCCUGAUGAACUGGACACUGCGGCCACUGACAUGGUGACACCAGGGACACCAACCCCACUGGAUGAGCUGGACACUGCAGACACUGAUCUGGUGACAUCCAGCCUGAUGGACAGCACAGCCACCAGCCUGGUGGCACCCAGCCCGUCAGACACUGCAGCCACUGAUGUAGUGACACCGGUGACACCGAGCCCACCAGAUGAACUGGACACCGUGGCCACCAUGGCCACUGACCUGGUGACACCAGCAACAUCAACAUCAGUGCUGACACCCAGCCCCCCAGAUGAGCCAGACACUAUGGUCAACAGCCUGGUGACACCAGUGACACCAAGCUCACCACAUGAGCUGGACAUCAUGGCCACUGACCUGGUGACACCGGUGACACCUAGCCUGCUGGACAAGAUGGAAGUUGUGGACACUGUCGUGGUGACACCAGUGACAUCCAUCCUGAAGGAUGCUGUGGCAUCUGAGUUGGUGUCAUCAGUGACACCCACCCUGAUGGCCACCAUGGCCACUGACCUGGUGACAUCAGUGACACCAACCCCCCUGGAUGAGAGGGACACUGCAGCCAUCAGUCUGGUGACAUCGGUGACACCCGCCCUGAAAGACACCACAGACACCACCCCAGUGACCCCAAGUGUGAUGGACACCACAGAUACCAAAACAGUGACAUCGGUGACACCAACCCCCGGGGAUGAGAUGGCCACCGUGACCACCGACCCAGUGAUCCCCAGCCCGAUGGACACCGUGGCCACCGACCCGGUGACCCCCAGCCCCCUAGCCGCUGUCCCUGCCCUGUGUCCCCUUCCCCGAACCAUGUCCCCCGUGGUGCUGGCAGCCGGGGUGGCCCCAUCCCCCGAGUCCCCAGCUGCUCCGCCGUGUCCCCAGGCACAGGGGACGCUGUUGCAGCCCCCUGGGGACACAGUCCCCGAGGAGUGGGGGGACGUGGCCAGCGCCUCGUCCCCUCACCCCCCGGAGCUGCGGGACACGUGGCGCUCCCGCAGUGACUCCAGCUCUGCACAGGCCCCGCCGCGCCCCACCGGGCCCACCGGACAGCCCGAGGAGGAGAGAGAGGAGGAUGAGGAUGCGCCCCCCACGCCCCCCUCGCCGCAGUUCACGGCCUCGGAGCGRGAGGUGUUUGUGGGGAUCCCCCCGGCCCCCCCCGAGCCUCUCCCACCAGCCGCCCCCAAACUCAGCCAAGUGCCUCCUCCCGCCGCCCUGGCCCCUGCCGGGCCCCCCCGCAGCCAGGAGGCCCCCCAGGGGCCGCCCCUCUCCAGGAAGCACCUCGAAGCCCCCCAGCCCUCCCCRCAGAAGGAGCCGGAGCCCCGGGGCCGGGCAGGGGCCCCGGGGGCUGGGGGAGGCCGGGGUCCCCCCCGGGGGUCUCUGCAGUCGGAAUCGAGCUCGUCCAGCGAGGCCGAGGCCCCCCAGCCCCCCCCGGCCCCCCAGCGCUGCCAGCCCAACCACCGAGGGUCCGGGAACGAGUCCGAGAGCAACGACGAGUCCAUCCCAGAGCUGGAGGAGCCCGAGGGCUCAGAGCCGUCCCCUGCCCAGCCCCAGGUGCCCCUCAGCCACGCCCUUGGCCCUGGAGAGGAACCACUCAGCAAAGCCAAGCAGAGCCGCAGCGAGAAGAAGGCCCGGAAGGCCAUGUCCAAGCUGGGGCUGCGGCAGAUCCAUGGUGUCACCCGCAUCACCAUCCGCAAAUCCAAGAACAUCCUGUUCGUCAUCUCCAAACCCGACGUCUUCAAGAGCCCCGCGUCCGACAUCUACAUYGUCUUUGGGGAGGCCAAGAUCGAGGACCUGUCCCAACAAGUGCACAAGGCAGCGGCUGAGAAGUUCAAGGUGCCCCUGGAGCACUCGGCACUCGUGACCGACACCGCACCUGCGCUGGCCAUCAAGGAGGAGAGCGAGGAGGAGGAGGAGGUGGAUGAGACAGGGCUGGAGGUGCGGGACAUCGAGCUGGUGAUGGCCCAGGCCAACGUGUCACGUCCCAAGGCUGUGCGGGCACUGCGGCACAACAACAACGACAUCGUCAAUGCCAUCAUGGAACUGACCAUGUAGCACUCAGGGGUGCCCCGGCCCCCUGUAUAGAUGCACAGAGCUCCCCAAAAUCCUUCCUCCUGCCCCCUCAUCCUCCUCCUGCCCCCCGGAACUGCUCAAUAAAGGCCUCCUGCGCCCCUUGG